Truncatella angustata is the source of this 1679-nucleotide messenger RNA. Its product is annotated as beta-lactamase/transpeptidase-like protein. The transcript has 2 exons. The record is from RefSeq and is a predicted model, not a curated record. NCBI's taxonomy places the organism in Eukaryota, Fungi, Ascomycota, Sordariomycetes, Amphisphaeriales, Sporocadaceae. The coding region runs from base 212 to 1468 and encodes 418 amino acids.
GUGAGAAUUUAUGCCGAUGACGUUGGAAGUUCACCGUCGUAUAAAACCAUGAGGUUAUACCUGAUUAGAAUACUUUUUUUCUACUCUGGCUCGGUUAUAUUAUUAUCCUUUAGGAGGCUUUCUUCUGAGUAUCUUUUCCUUUUUAACCUUCAAUUUCCUUCUCCUAAUGUAGAAGAGGACGUAAAAGUGAAAGACGUUAACACUGCCCACUAUGGAAGCGUUUGAAGCCGAGCUCGCUAAGGCAACAAACCUUGGUAAUAGGGACUUGCUGGGUGCCGUUGCUAUGGUCAUUGAUAACAACGGAAACUUCUUAUACCGACAUGCUGCUGGACGCCAGUUUCUUGAUACCGACUCGCCACCUUUGGAUCCCAAUUGCACCAUAUCGCUCACCUCGGCAGGCAAGUUCUGGACCAAUAUCGCGGCCUUGCAAUUGGUUGAACGCGGCAUUCUGACGCUUGACGAACCGAUUAGGAAGUAUGUUCCUGAGAUUGACAAAUGCCUGCUGGUCGAGGAGGUGGACAUAGAGGGUCAAGGUGGAGGCGACGUGGAAAAUAAGGAGAAAGAGAUAAGGCUACGUCCACCAACGCGCGGCAUCACAUUGCGCGACCUACUUUUGAAUAUGAGUGGUAUGGGCACCCCCGAUACGUACCAAGAGCGGUUUGGUAGCAAGGAUAGGGUACCACCGCUGGACUUUCCCAAUGACGCCCAUCCACUAGUCAAGAAUCAAUUUACGCACCUUUUCUUUGAGCCGGGUGAGGGCUUCGAGUACGGAUGGAGUAUCUACUGCGUCCAGCUACUCGUCGAGCGGCUUGGCGAUAAGGACCGGUUCUUCCAGUACGUCGACGAACAUAUUUUUGGCGCGCUCGGCAUGACCGCUUCCACUUACCGACCGGUCCUGGUGCCGCAUGUCUGGGCGCGUCGCCUGCAGAUGGUAGGGCGUGAGCUGGACACCACCAUGACGGACGGCAAGGCCCGCCUCGUGGCCCGUGACGAGAACACGUAUGGUCUGGCCUGCAGCAUAUCCGAUCUCGCCAGGCUCUUUGGCGAUCUCAUGUCGCCCGACUGCAAGCUGCUCCAGGUCCAAGAACACCGCGAUCUGUUAUUCGCGCCACAGUUGACACCCGGCAGCCAUGCACACCAGUCGCUACUAGCCGAAACUACCAACUACGGCUUCCUGCUCCCCCUCGAACAAGGCGUGUCCCAUAAAGUAUCAUGGGCGUUAACACCACCUCCGGCGAUCAACUGGACCGCGGCGGGCGUACUUAUUGAGGAGGACGGCACCCUUCCCGGCUCGGGCAUCCCCAAAGGGACUGUGGCGUUUGAGGGGCAGCCAAAUGUCAUCUGGACUAUGAAUCGCGAAAAGGGGCGCAUGAUGCUUUUUGGUAACCAGUUGCUGCCCGGCUACGAUGUGAAAGCACAUAAUCUUGCGAUUCGGUUUUUGUAUGACGCUUGGAAGACGUUUGGCUAGGCGAGAAGGAGUAUAAAGUGUCAAGGAUUCAUUCCUAGUAUCUAAUAUAUAGGGUUAGCAGCAUGUUCAGAAAGAAAGCGGCAGAGCGUAUAUACCUAUGCAAUGGCCUUGGUAAUUCCUAGCUGUGUGUGCCAUGCUUGCAAACAAAUAAAUCGUUUUCAAUUAUAGUCAAAUCAAAUUGGGAUUUUCCCAAAUCAAAUCAAAUAAGUGG